AUGGCGGUAUCACUAGCUUCCCUCCCUUUUUCCCUCUUCUUCAAACGCUCACUCUCCCUCACACCCUUCCGCCCCCUCCCCCGCCUCUCCUGUCGCGUCUCCUCCUUCUCCCUCGAAUUCAACAUCACCUUCGCGCCCAAGCCCAAACCCGACCCGGACUCCCUCCCCGGCCAGGGCCAGCAGCUCUUCAUCCCCUGGAUCGUCCGCGGCGACGAUGGCAAGCUCAAGCUCCAUCUCCUCCACGAGAUGGCCUACGCCGACUCCAAGACCAAGAAGAAGACCACCUCCAAAGACGCCGCCAAGCAGAACAAGCUCACCGCCGAGCCCAAGCAUUCCAAGGCCGCGCGUAGGUUUUACAAUCUGAACUUCCGCGAGUCCCAGCGCCUCAGUAAGGUCCUCGCCGCCGCCGGAGUGGCGUCGCGGCGGAGCAGUGAGCAGCUCAUUUUUGAUGGGAAGGUGACUGUGAAUGGUUCUGUGUGCAAUGCUCCUCAAACUCCUGUUGAUCCAGGGAGGGAUAUUAUUUAUGUCAGUGGGAAUCGGCUGCCGAAGAAGCUGCCUCCCAAGGUUUAUCUUGCACUCAACAAGCCGAAAGGGUACAUUUGCGCUGCCGGGGAGAAGAAAUCUGUAUUGGGUUUGUUUGAUGAUUACUUAAAGAGCUGGGAUAAGAGAAAUCCAGGAACACCCAGACCGCGACUAUUUACUGUUGGCCGUCUUGAUGUUGCCACAACUGGGUUGAUUGUUGUCACCAAUGAUGGAGAUUUUGCUCAAAGUAUAUCACAUCCUUCAGCGAACUUGUCAAAGGAAUACAUUGCCAUAAUAGAAGGUUCUGUAAGUAAGUGAAGCCUGAUUGCCAUCAGUGAAGGAACGGUUGUCGAUGGUGUCCAUUGUACCCCAGAUUCUGUGGAGUUACUACCACAACAGCCGGAAGUGUCAAGAUCCCGUUUGCGUAUUGUGGUUCAUGAGGGGAGGAACCAUGAGGUGCGAGAACUUGUUAAAAAUGCUGGACUUGAGAUACACUCAUUAAAACGUGUACGCAUUGGCGGUUGUAGACUUCCAACAACCCUUGGGCUCAGCACACACAUGGAAUUAAGCAAAGGUGAUCUUUCAGCCUUGGGUUUGAAACCUAAGAAGGUUGCUGCCACUGUUGGAAGGUAGCAUUUAUCUUAGCUCUUCCCUAACUUAAUACAUCUUCAAGGCACUGUCAAAAGUUUCACCAGUCCCUUGUCGCUCGGAGCUGUUCAAUUGGAUCCGGAUCCCCCUAUGUGGGGAAGUAUUUGGAUAUGCUAGUCAAUCUUUGCUAUGGGUUGAAAUUUAUCCCACGCGGGAUGGUUAAAUACAAGUCACAGUUAUGGGAAGUGUUGUGCUGUUGUUAUUUACCUCCCAAGUCUGUAAGUUGCUGGGCUGCAGAGGCAUCAGGCAUCUGUAUCUGCAUAUUGCAAAUGAGUAACAAAAUGCUUAUUUUGCCGAUCAUCUCCCGUUUACUUAGUCGUUUU
Molecule: messenger RNA, 1493 nt
Organism: Argentina anserina (silverweed cinquefoil)
Lineage: Eukaryota; Viridiplantae; Streptophyta; Magnoliopsida; Rosales; Rosaceae
Product: putative ribosomal large subunit pseudouridine synthase SVR1, chloroplastic
Biological process (GO): pseudouridine synthesis; maturation of LSU-rRNA from tetracistronic rRNA transcript (SSU-rRNA, LSU-rRNA, 4.5S-rRNA, 5S-rRNA); maturation of SSU-rRNA from tetracistronic rRNA transcript (SSU-rRNA, LSU-rRNA, 4.5S-rRNA, 5S-rRNA)
Cellular component (GO): chloroplast
Molecular function (GO): pseudouridine synthase activity; RNA binding
Source: RefSeq, a predicted model, not a curated record